AUGCCUGAGCAUGGCAAUGACCAGCGGCAGAGCAGCAAUGCCGGUGCAAACCCAGAGCAUGCUCAUCAACGAGCACUUGAGUCCAGUGGCAGCCCCCAACGGCCUUCUUACUCGCCGGUAACCCCCACGCUAUCUCACACAAGCCUUCAGCAUGACGAUGAUCAAGUUAAACUGCCACCGCCGGAGUUCAUGGAAGAGCCAGAUCCCUUGCCAGUUGAUCUUGAUGAUAAUCCGGACGCCAUGGCUCUGAGAGCAACGUUGUCCGUCUUGCAACUCCAGCGCCAACAAGCCUUGCGUGAUAUGCGAGAACUCGACCGAAUGAAGCGAGCGGCGAUGGAAGAUCCUGAGCACUUUGUGAGAGAUCUCCGAGAGGGCAAAUUGUCCGCUUCUGCCCGGCAGGGUGUUGAGGUCGACGAUAUGGAGGGGCCGACGGACGGCUCAGCGGCUGCCGCUGGCUCCAACUUUGGCAGAUUCCCAAGCCCACAGAACGUGAUGCGCUGUCCGCCCGUCGAGUGGGCGAAGUAUCACAUCGUUGGCGAGGCGUUGGAUCGGGUGCAUGAAGUGCAACAACAUUACCCAGGGUACAGCGAAGAUAUGGGAGCACGUAACGAGCGGCUGCAGCCACAUACAUCCGCUGCUCCGUACCGCCCGUUUUUGGAUCGCCUGGAUAGCGCCAAGGGAGAUUCGAAACCACGAACUACUGGAUCAUAA
Molecule: messenger RNA, 711 nt
Organism: Exophiala dermatitidis NIH/UT8656
Lineage: Eukaryota; Fungi; Ascomycota; Eurotiomycetes; Chaetothyriales; Herpotrichiellaceae
Exons: 1
Coding region: 1-711 (236 amino acids)
Source: RefSeq, a predicted model, not a curated record